This is a messenger RNA of Drosophila kikkawai, 1249 nucleotides long. It is a transcript of the gene Mlc-c, whose product is annotated as Myosin light chain cytoplasmic. NCBI's taxonomy places the organism in Eukaryota, Metazoa, Arthropoda, Insecta, Diptera, Drosophilidae. Gene Ontology annotation, molecular function: calcium ion binding; myosin heavy chain binding. Gene Ontology annotation, cellular component: myosin II complex. The record is from RefSeq and is a predicted model, not a curated record.
GGGCAAGAGCUAAAUUCUCAUCUGGCCACACUAUUUGUCGCAUAAAAAUUUGCUUGCGUUUGCUUCGUGAAAUUAAACCCGUGUUUUUUGUGUUAUUCUUUCCCCCCAUCCAGCUAAAAACCAAUCGAUAUGGCAGCUUACACCGAGGAUCAGUUGGCUGAAUUCCAGGAGGCCUUCAAUCUCUUUGACAAUCGUGGCGAUGGCAAAAUCCAACUAAGCCAGGUGGGUGAAUGUCUGAGGGCCUUGGGCCAAAACCCCACCGAGUCGGAUGUGAAGAAAUGCACCCACCAGCUGAAGCCCGAUGAGCGGAUCUCCUUUGAGGUCUUCCUGCCCAUUUAUCAGGCUAUUUCCAAGGCCCGUUCAGGUGAUACGGCCGAUGAUUUUAUCGAGGGACUGCGUCACUUUGACAAGGAUGCCAGUGGUUAUAUAUCCUCUGCUGAGCUGCGCCAUCUGCUCACCACGCUGGGCGAGAAGCUGACCGAUGAGGAGGUGGAGCAGCUGCUGGCCAAUAUGGAGGAUCAGCAGGGCAACAUUAACUAUGAGGAAUUUGUGCGCAUGGUAAUGAGCGGUUAAGUUCAGAUGCUGCGCUUCCUCUUAUAACCAUCAGCAUCAGGAUACACCACACACUAAACACACACACUAAACACACACACACUCCGACCAACCUGCCAAGCCAGCUGAGCCGUUCAUUCCGCCAAAAGUUCCACAAAAAUAAAGAAGAAAACUCCAUGAUUCCCAACCAGGACACACAUCGAAGCAAGGAUUAUUGGAGCAAACUGCUAUUCCCACUUCCCACUUUAAGAUUCCUGAUUAAUCACUAAUCAAAGCUGAGGCGUCUGUUGAAAUGCGUAUUAUUCUAAAGCAAAAAGCGAGAAAAAAAAUAGGUAAAAAUUAAGAUUGAAAGUAAUCAGUAAUUAAAAUGCCGCUUAGUUCGGUCGUUCUUUUGUACCAAUAUCAUAUAUCUAUAUAUAUAUAUAUAUUUCAUAUAUUUCAGUGGAACAUGAAAAGUAUUUCUAAACUGUAUACUAUAUAUAUAUAUCCUUGAUAUACGAGGCGUGUGUGUCGUCGUAUAUCUGAAUUUAAAAAGGCGCAUUUUGAAGUUUUACAUGUUUUAAUUCUUUUUUUUUUUUUAAUAAUUUAAUAUUUGUAUUUAAUAAAUAAUUAAAAAAGAAAAUAAAAAAACAAGCGAAUGUGUAGGUCUUUUUACAAAAGAAACGUACUUAAAUCUAUUAAACCAAUUGAAACCUAA